Molecule: messenger RNA, 2578 nt
Organism: Manis javanica (Malayan pangolin)
Lineage: Eukaryota; Metazoa; Chordata; Mammalia; Pholidota; Manidae
Gene: GINS1
Product: GINS complex subunit 1
Biological process (GO): DNA strand elongation involved in mitotic DNA replication; DNA replication
Cellular component (GO): GINS complex
Source: RefSeq, a predicted model, not a curated record
CUUAGGAACCGAGAGCGGCGGCCGUGAGCUUGGCGGCCGUUUGGCGUGAGAGCGUGCUGUUGACAAGGCCGCCAUGUUCUGCGAAAAAGCCCUGGAGCUGGUGCGCGAGCUGCACGGCGCGCCGGAAGGGCAGCUGCCCCCCUUCAAUGAAGAUGGACUCAGGCAAGUUCUGGAAGAAAUGAAAGCUUUAUAUGAACAGAACCAGUCUGAUGUAAAUGAAGUGAAGUCAGGCGGGCGAAGCGAUCUGAUACCAACCAUCAAAUUCCGGCACUGCUCCUUGCUGAGGAACCGACGCUGCACGGCCGCGUACCUGUAUGACCGGCUGCUGCGCAUUAGGGCCCUCAGGUGGGAGUGUGGGAGUGUCCUGCCCCACGCGGUGCGGUCGCACCUGUCUGCAGAAGAGAUGGAGUGGUUCAAUCACUAUAAAAAGUCCCUUGCAACUUACAUGAGGUCCUUGGGAGGAGAUGAUGGUUUGGAUAUCACACAGGAUAUGAAACCUCCAAAGAGCCUAUAUAUAGAAAAGAGGCCCAGAAUCAGUGACUAACCCCGGAGUCUGGGUAUUCUGGAGUCGGAAUGCCACCUGCCACUGAAGAAACCAGGACUCCUUGAAAACAGUGGGCCAUUCCAGGUCACAGAUAAGGAAUGUUAAGCUUGAGCCUGGGACGCCUGAUCUUUGUACCAAGAACUACAGUGGGUCAGGGGGGGCUAAAAAGGCUCAGGAGCUGAUUGGAAGGGGCCUCACUUUACAGACUGUUUGAGCAUCAGAAUGAUCGACUGCAGCGAAUUGUAUCGCAUCACCUAGCAGCACGGGUGCACACUGACACCAAGCAACGAUGCUGAUCAUUUAAAAAAUAAGACCUCUUCGGGUCCUCUUGGGGAAUGUGAGAAAUGCAACUCAGUUUAAAAAGUGGUAAUAAAAGAAUGGAGUCAAGCACUUACCUGCCUUUACAAUACACAUUCAUCUCAGGGCAGCCAGAUUGUUCACAAGGGAAAUUUCUUUUUUAUGGAAGAUUUCCAGCUAAUAAAUGCAGCAGGAAUAAAAGGACUAAAUGCCAUUUUGUAGCCAAAAGGCACAGAGCUACGAAAACCAUUAUGAGAGGGUUAUGGGAGACCGUGAUACUAGGUGGAUGUGGCUGGGAAUGGAUGACGCCUGGACCCGCUGAUCAGUGCGACGUUCAGAAAGGCACAGCGAGCCAUUCUGUGCCGGGUGCGGUCUGGCAACAGGGAGUGCAUAAACCGCUCGCCAGAAAAUCAGAUCUGAUCUGCUCCAGCCUCUAGACCUAACUUCCAAUCCGUAGGAAAUUCAGGGACAAAGGAACAUGCUAAAUGAGCCCACAGGAAUCCACAAAAGCUGUUUGUGUGAAACUACCAAACACACUGCCCAGUUUCUUUGACAAAUAAAUUGCCGAGGGGCACGAGGAAGAAAAGGGGGAGACCCCAGAGAUUACAGGGGGCUCAGAGACGUCUCAGAGAUGUGUGGUGUGCGACCCUUGAUGGAUUCUCAUUUGACCAUAGCAGCUUUAAAAAGAAAUUCAUGAGACGGGCGGGGACGUUUGGAUAUUAACCGGAUAUUUCAUGAUAUACUAAGAAUUAUUGAUUAAUAAGAUGUGAUAAUGACAGUGAGAUUAUGUUUUUAAAAAAUAAUCUUACUUUGUAGAAAUAGAUACUAAAGUAUUCAUACAUGAAAUGAAACGGUAUCUAGGAUUUGCUUCAAAAUAAGCCACAAGUGGGUGAGGGAACAAGAUGGGCCAUAUGCUGAUAAUUGUCGGAGCUGGCUGAGCUCCAUUAUAUACAUGAGCUUCUUACUUUUGAAAGUGUUAGACAUUUUCCAUAAUAAAAGUGUUUAAGAAGCAAAAAGGUGGUAGUGGUAGAAAUAUCAUUCUAAAAUGAUAUUUCUCGAACCAAAUUAAAGUACCUUUGGGAGUCAUGGUGAGAUUCCAGAGGAAUCAGGAUGUGGACUUACCUACCUGGGAAAAGUGAAGACUAAAACUCGCUGCAGGAGUUGGCUUUGUGGUGUUUACGAGAGUAACCCAGCCCUGGGUUCCCACAGGAGAUGACACCUGUCCCCCUGGUCUCCUCUGGCAGCACGGGGAGCUGUCACUGUGGCCUCCCCUCCGGGGACACCGUUGACCCUUCCUCUUCUGUUAUCAGAAGGCUGCCCCAGCAGGAGGCCGCAGCGCUUCCUCCCCCGGGCACUGCCAGCGCUCCUGGGAGAGAGCCUCGGUACCUGAGGAGGGCGAAAGUAUCUCUUUAAACAUCUUUAAACAGUUGCCCUUGCCUGUGUCCUGGUCUCAGAUACUGGUAUUUCAUGGGGGGAUUCCAAGGGGCGGGCUGGAGUGGAUCCCAGACAUUUUCUUCUCUUUGUGGAUACGUAUUUCAACGGCUUGAUUCCUCAGGACUCGCAGAGUGGAAAGAAUGCAGGGACGCCAGCCCCCUUCAGCAGCUCCCUGGGUCCUUGCUGUCAGCCGCCGACACACACAUACACUCGGAGGCCAUUACAGUUCCUCCUCCCCACAAAACGGCACCCGGAACCACUGGCCCCCACAGGGAAGGAGCACGAGGCGUGGGUGGGCAGAGA